This is a messenger RNA of Pisolithus orientalis, 527 nucleotides long. RefSeq lists its product as uncharacterized. The transcript has a single exon. The record is from RefSeq and is a predicted model, not a curated record. Bases 4 to 171 code for a protein of 55 amino acids. NCBI's taxonomy places the organism in Eukaryota, Fungi, Basidiomycota, Agaricomycetes, Boletales, Pisolithaceae. Gene Ontology annotation, biological process: carbohydrate metabolic process.
CGGAUGUUCAUCACUCCCAAUCACCUAACUUUUCGAGCUCGGGAACUCGAGCGGAAACACGGGAUACACUGUAACUUGACUCUCAUGUUUGAGUUUGUCUGGGCUAUUGCGUGUGCUGAGGCAGGCGUGACACGGGCCUCGCCCUCUGUUGUUCGUGUACAUGUAGUGUGAGGGAAUAUAAUAUUUUUUUGUUCUGGACUGGUACAAGAAACAUACCGGAAAGGAUUGGGACGAUCCGAGUGUUCUUUCCGUAAAGGUAUUCGAUGCUCAAUUGCUACCAGCAGCACGAUCUUGGUGAGCUGUGACUCGCAUUUCGUCUGGAUUUACACUGAUCUGGCAAUACGUCGGAAUCGUUUGGCUGCUGCAGCACAGCAGAUCCCAUCGAGAGGUUUCUUAUCUGAAUAACGAAUCAAGAUUCAGGUGGGAUCACUUGCAGGAUCAGAUGGUGUUUGUCAAGUUGCGCGAGCACAUUAAAAAGUUCGCGGAUGAUGGAGACGCGUUGAAGGAUGUUCUUAGGGAAACAUUGU